CUCGUGCCGGGGGUGUGGCGGAAGCCGGAAGCCGGAAGCGCGGCUGGUGCAGGAGUCCAGCAUGGAAGAGUUUAAAGAUGCAAGCCCACCUGAGGAGCUGCUCAAUCACCUGAAGCUGUCAGAUGAGAAGGCUGCAGAGGCUGGCCCCAGAGAUGGCCAGCACCCCCAGGGCUUUGGCUGUGCCCCUUGCCCAGGGCAGGAGCCCACAGAGGAGAGUUUCCAUGACUGUCACGACUCCUUUGAGGCCAAGGGAGCUGUGCUGGAUGAUGAAGGGAAUGUUCAGGAGGACGGGAGUAGCUCAAAGAAGCAGACAGAACUAGAUGAAGAGUACUUGCUAGAACUAGAGAAAGAUAUGCCAGAGGAGGAGAAGCAGAGAAGAAGAAAGGAGAGCACGGGGCUGAAGGAGAAAGGAAAUGAGCACUUCAAGAAAGGAGACUAUGGAGAGGCAGAAGAGUCCUACAGCAAGGCUCUGCAGAUCUGCCCAGCCUGCUUCCAGAAGGACAGGGCUGUUCUCUUCUCAAACAGAGCUGCUGCAAAAAUGAAACAGGACAAGACAGAGGCUGCCCUGAGUGACUGCACCAAAGCUGUGGAAUUAGACCCUCACUAUAUCAGAGCUUUGCUGAGGAGAGCAGAACUCUAUGAAAAAACAGAAAAAUUAGAUGAAGCUCUGGAAGAUUAUAAGGCAGUCCUAGAAAAAGACCCAUCAGUUCAUCAAGCCAGAGAAGCUUGCAUGAGAUUACCACAGCAGAUUGAGGAGAGGAAUGAAAAAUUAAAGAAAGAAAUGUUGGGCAAGCUGAAGGAUCUGGGCAAUUUGGUCCUGCGCCCCUUUGGCCUGUCAACAGAGAACUUCCAGAUCAAACAGGAUUCAUCAACUGGCUCCUACUCCAUCAAUUUUGUUCAAAACCCCAACAACAACAGAUAACAUGGAUUCAGUGUGGCUCUGCACAUCCCAUCCAGGAUCCAGCAAACCAACACCUUCCACCCCCAGGGGAAGAGGAGACUCAGCAAACUCAUUUCCCAGCUUGUGAAAUUAUUUGCAAUGUGGAUGUAAAGCAACUCAUUCAACUUCUCAUAGUGCUAACUGUGUCCAGUGUGUGAUUUAUUCUUUUUGAUAUUUUUUUUCCCCUUCCCUUGUGGUGUUUGGCUUUUCCAAGAGGCACUUCCUUGGUUUGGCCCACUCAGUGCUGGCAGCAGCAGUUCAGGGAAUUCCAAAGCUGGAACAAAGGCUGGGGGUGUCCUGGCAAUGGGGAAAUCCAGCAGCAGCACUGCCCCACCCUCAGCUGGGUGGGACUGGCAGCCCUGGACACAGCUCUGCCCUGGAAUCAUGGAUCUUGUAAUAAAGGCUUGGUACUUCUGCUC
Messenger RNA from Oenanthe melanoleuca, 1359 nucleotides. RefSeq names its product tetratricopeptide repeat domain 1 (gene TTC1). The coding region runs from base 62 to 922 and encodes 286 amino acids. NCBI's taxonomy places the organism in Eukaryota, Metazoa, Chordata, Aves, Passeriformes, Muscicapidae. The record is from RefSeq and is a predicted model, not a curated record. Gene Ontology annotation, molecular function: protein binding. The transcript is spliced from 8 exons.